CUCAUAACCUGCGCCCGCACACACACCACUGACACACUCCGUACUGCAGCUAACUUAUGAGGAGUGCCAAGAGGAUGCAACUAAGUGGAAGGAUGGACUUCAGAAUCCUUUUGCUGGUCAUACUGUUGAAUGCUAGAGGUUGUCUGGGUGAGAGUGUCAGUGUGUCCUGCAGUCCUAAGACUAUCUGUGCCCUGCGGGAUUCAGAGGUGAAGCUGAAAUGCUCUUACUCAAACAUCAUGAUCAAAACUGCACUCUGGUUCAGCUUUAAACAGAAAACUAAAUGGAGGAAUGAGGAACAUCCAGAGGAUUUAGCUUCAGACUCAGACUACACAGGACGAGUGAACAUUGAGAGCACAAACUCCAGCUCAACUCUUACAAUCGGAGAGCUGAGAGAGAGAGACUCAGGAGAAUAUCACCUCAUGAUCAUCACAGAACAAGGAGAGAAACAUCUCAGCUCAACUGCAGUCAAUCUAACAGUUACAGACCUGCAGGUGAAGAAAAACAGGCCAAACACUCUGACCUGCAACACUUCCUGCCCUCUGACCUUUGCCCGGCAGCGUUACUUCUGGUACAAAAAUGGACAAUUUACAGGGAAAGACACAAACUACAGUGAUCCCUUUUCUUUAUCCAAUGAUGAUGAUGAUAAAGGAAGCUACUCCUGCUCUGUUUAUGGUUAUAACGACAUACUCUCCUCUCCAUUGUGUGUUUCUGGUAAGAAUUGCUGGAGUGUGAACUACACAAAUAGAAGAGUGUGUGGUUUGCAGGGUUCAUCAGUGGACUUUCACUGCACUUACACUUAUCCCAGUGGUAAAGAAUUCAGGGAUGCAUUCUGGCACUACAACUGGUCUAAGCAGGAGCAAAAAGACCUACGCAAGGAAAAGCAGUUUACUGGUCGAGUGGAGUUUAUUGAAGAUGAAGAGAGAAACUGCACUCUGAGAAUGAGAGAUUUGAAAGAGAGCGACUCUGGAGAAUAUUACUUUCGAAUUAUCACUGACUCUGAGAAAGGAAAAUUCUCUGGUAAACCUGGAAUCAUUCUGAGUGUUACAGCUCUGCAGGUGAGAGUGAUUUUCAGCACUGCAUCAGAUGACCAGACAGUAACACUGAUGUGUAGCAGCGCCUGCACUCUGCCUAACAACCCCACAUACAUCUGGUACAAGAACCGACAGCCUGUAACUAACAAACUCACCAGAGACAACAAGCUGUACCUGAAAUGCAGUGAAGAUGUAGGCAACUACUCCUGUGCAUUGAAAGGACACGAGGAGUUCCGCUCUCCUGAUCAAACAUUCAGUAAUCCAUGUCUCGGAGCUCCAGAGAGUUCGAUGUCAAAGAAUGCGACAGUGGGAGCAAUAGUGGGAGCGUCAGUCUUUCUGGUUCUAAUACUCAUCAUAGCAGCUGUAUGGCUGUGGAGGAGAAAGUCCAGGCCAGCUAAAGACCAUGGAAGCACUGGGCAAAGUAGGCAGGAUGUUCUUCACUACUCUAGCAUUCAUUUCUCACAUUCCUGCACUGAGGAGUCUGCGUCCUCCAGAUGUCCUCAAGACAACACAGAGCGUGUCCAGUACGCCGCUGUGAAAUUCAAGAGAUAAACCGCUGCCACACUGUGAGAAAAUCUGUGCCAUGACUGCAAUGCUGAGGCCAAACUGCUGGACUUCUGGAGAUCUUCAAAUUUGAAAUCCAAUCACUUUAUUAAGUACACACCUCGUAUCCACCUUGUCCAGUUUAUCAGGUCCAUGUGCACUUUGUAGUUCUACAAUUACAGAUUGUAGUUUAGGCUAAUCUUUUAGCCAUUCUUCACCCUUCUCAUCAAUGCUCAGGACCUCCACAGAACAGGUACUAUUUAGGUGGUGGGUCAUUCUCAGCACUGCAGUGAUUCUGACAAGGUGGUGGCGUGUUAGUGCAUGUUGCACUGGUACAAGUGGAUCAGACACAGCAGUGCUGCUGGUGUUUUUAAACACCACUCACUGUCCACUCUAUUAGACACUCCUACCUUGUUGGUCUAACUUGUACAUAUAAAGUUGUGAUAGUCAUCUUAACAUCCGUUCCUCAUCGGUGAUCAGUUUCUGACACAGGAUGCUGCUGGCUGGAUAUUUUUUGUAGAUGUACUGUUCUGCAGCAGUCACUUGAGUUGUUUAAGAACUCCAGCAACACCGCUGUGUUGCUACCAUGUCAGUGUGCUGAGAAUGAUCACCACCCAAAUAAUAUCUGCUCUGUGGUGGUCCUGUGGGGGUCCUAACCAUUGAAAAAUAGGGUGAAAGGUGGCUACCGGAGAUGCAGAGAAACAGAUGGACUACAGUAUGUAGAUGAAGAACUACAGAGUGCAACUAUAUAAUAAGCGGAGCUAAUCAAAUGGAUAGAUCAAGGAUACAUAGCACGACAAGUAUCAAAGUUUGUAAAUAUUCAUAUAUGAAGCAUAUGCAAACAAUGAUUCAAAAAACAGGUAAAUAGAAAGACUUUUGGAAACAAUUAUUAUAUGAAGGUUAUACAAGGUGAAUAUUUAUUAUGUUUUAAAUGCAGAUUUAAGAAAUAGCUGAUGCCAGCCUUUCAAUAUGGGUACCAUAUGGGUGCAAUUUGUAGCUAUCUAGUUUUUUACUAUACUAAGUAGACCAUAUUUCAUCAUUACAGCAGUGCUA
Colossoma macropomum (tambaqui) is the source of this 2627-nucleotide messenger RNA. RefSeq lists its product as uncharacterized. The record is from RefSeq and is a predicted model, not a curated record. NCBI's taxonomy places the organism in Eukaryota, Metazoa, Chordata, Actinopteri, Characiformes, Serrasalmidae. Bases 57 to 1583 code for a protein of 508 amino acids. The transcript has 9 exons.